UUAGUAGUGCCUAGUGCAGUGUGUCAGUCAGACUCUCGUUUCGUGCGGAUUUUAGUUAGCAGUCUAUCGUAAUCGAUUCUUUACAACGACAAGAAAAUUAAGGAAUUAUCUCGAGCUCCUGCAAAAUAUCCAAGGCGCCUUGUGAUUGCACAGGCGAACAGGGACACCAGCAGCAUCGUUCCGGUACAUCGAUUCCCACGGCGGCACUAUGUGGAAGAUCGGGUGAUUCCUCUCUGCCUUGUCGUCCUCCCGCCAAUUGAUGUCUGAAGACUCGGACUCCAAGGGCUACCAGUACUCUGCCCUGGAGGGUCGGGAUGCGUUCGGAGCGGAAGCAGCGGCCCGCGGGCCCAUGGCCCAGCUGCGCCACAUGGGCGGCUUCGGCGAGGGCAGCGACAGCAGCCAGGAGCCGCCCGCCUCGCCCCACGGCGACCGGAAGCGGGCGCGCGCGCUGCACGAGGAUGUGGAGAUGAACGGCAGCGGCUCCAGCGGCAGCGGGACCGAGUCCCACGGCAACGAGUCCCAUGGCAACGACUCCAACGGCAACGAGUCGCUCGCCAGCUCCAACGGCAACGGCAAGGACUCGGCGCUGCUGGAGUCGUCGGGGAGCAACAAGAGCUCCAACUCCCACAGUCCCUCUCCUCCCAGCAGCUCCAAUGCCUUCAGCCUUCUGAGUGCCAGCUCCGAACAGGAUAACCCCUCCACCAGUGGCUGCAGCAGCGAACAGUCGGCCAAGGCCAAGACUCAGAAGGAGCUGAUCAAGACCCUGAAGGACCUGAAGCUGCACCUGCCCUCCGAAAAGAGGAACAAGGGCAAGUCCAGCACCCUGAACACCCUGAAGUACGCGCUGCGCUGUGUCAAGCAGGUCAAAGCCAAUGAAGAGUACUACCAGAUGCUGAUGAUCAAUGACAGCCAGCCGCCGGGGCUAGACGUGUCUUCUUACACCAUUGGGGAGAUAGACGGGAUCACCUCCGAGUACACCCUCAAAAACACAGACAUCUUUGCGGUGGCCGUGUCCCUGAUCACGGGAAAGAUUGUGUACAUCUCGGACCAGGCAGCCUCCAUACUCAACUGCAAACGGGACGUGUUCAAGAACGCCAAAUUCGCGGAGUUCCUGUCCCCGCAGGACGUCAGUGUCUUCUACAGCUUCACCACGCCCUAUCGCCUGCCGUCCUGGAGCAUGUGCACAGGGGCAGAGUCCUCUCCAUCUGAUUGCAUGCAAGAGAAAUCCUUCUUCUGCCGAAUCAGCGGGGGCCGGGAGCGUGAGGGCGACCUGCAGUACUACCCCUUCCGCAUGACGCCCUACCUGAUGAAGGUGCAGGACACGGAGCUCGCAGAGGAGCAGUUCUGCUGCCUCCUGCUGGCAGAGAGGGUGCACUCCGGGUACGAAGCUCCCAGAAUCCCCACAGACAAACGGAUCUUCACCACAACACACACGCCCAACUGCGUCUUCCAGGACGUGGACGAGAGGGCUGUUCCUCUGCUGGGCUACCUGCCCCAGGAUCUGAUCGGUACCCCGGUACUGCUGCACCUGCAUCCGAGCGACCGCCCGCUAAUGCUGGCCGUUCACAGGAAGAUCCUGCAGUAUAUGGGUCAGCCGUUCGAUCACUCCUCCAUCCGCUUCUGCGCCCGGAACGGCGAGUACGUCACCAUCGACACCAGCUGGUCCAGCUUCGUCAACCCCUGGAGCCGCAAGGUGUCCUUCGUCAUCGGCAGGCACAAAGUCCGCAUGGGUCCUGUGAAUGAAGACGUGUUUGCGGCCCCCGCCUUCACAGAGGGAAAGAUCAUGGACUCGGACAUCCUAGAGAUCACAGAGCAGAUCCACAAGCUGCUGCUGCAGCCGGUCCAUAGCAUCGGGUCCAGUGGUUAUGGCAGCCUGGGGAGCAAUGGUUCCCACGAGCAGCUCAUGAGCGUCGCCUCAUCCAGCGAAAGCAACGGCAACAGCAAUGCCAACGAGGACGCGUGCAAAGUCAAGCCGCGAACGUUCCAGGAGAUCUGUAAGGAUGUCCACAUGCUGAAAAACCAGGAGCAGCAGGUCUUCAUGGCGUCUGCAGCCAAACCAGAGCCCAAGAAGAUCUCCGAUACAGAGUUCCAGCAGAAGAGCCCUGUGGUGCGGCCCAAAGACUCUGCAGUCCUUUUCAGCGGGAGGGAGAGCGUGGGCAACCUGGAGGACAGGGGUGCUGCACAGGAGCAGCAGAUGGCCUACUCCUACCAGCAGAUCAGCUGCCUCGACAGCGUCAUCAGGUACCUUGAGAGCUGUAAUAUUCCCAUCACGGUGAAGAGGAAGUGCCAGUCCUCAUCCAACACCACCUCCUCCAACUCUGAUGAGGACAAGCAGAAAGGAGCUGACAGCAGCAUGCAGGAAGCUCCAGAGGCCCUCGCCAAUCUGCCGUCUAUGAAGGCGCCCAAGAAGCCGCCUGGAGCCGCUGUGGUGGGCGCUUCCCUGGCUCCUCUGGCCCUGCCCAGUAAGGCGGAGAGUGUGGUGUCCAUCACCAGCCAGUGCAGUUACAGCAGCACCAUUGUCCACGUUGGAGACAAGAAACCCCAGCCAGAAUCCGAGAUCAUUGAGGAUGUGGCUGAGAGCCCGGCUCCCUCUGCGCCAGCCCCGAGCAUAGUGUCGCCCCCCAGCCAGGAGAAGGAGCCCUAUAAGAAGCUGGGCCUCACCAAGCAGGUGCUGGCCGCGCACACGCAGAAGGAGGAGCAGGCCUUCCUGAGCCGCUGCCGAGAGCAGCUGGACGGCCGCACCUUCCGGGCAGACUGCUCCCUGUACCUGGAGCGACACCGCAGCCUGCCCAACCCUCAGGCAGCUCUUGGCUCUCGAGGACCGAAGCCCAGCGGUAGUGGGGCAGAGCCCACGGCCAAGAAGGGCGGGCGCAACAAGAAGACGAAGAAGUCCCGCAUGAAGAAGCACGAGUCCUCAGACAGCACAGCCUCCCACAGGACACAGCCUCAGCGCCCGCCCCUGCAGAGCCUCAACCAGACGUCCUGGUCCCCCUCGGACACCUCCCAGUCCACCUUCCCCAUCCCCUACCCGGCCGUCAUGCCGGCGUACCCGCUGCCAGUGUACCCGGGCUCCGGGGAGGUGCCCCCCAGGGCCGACCCCUCGCUGUCUGGCUUCGGGGAGAACCAGGGCAGCCAGGAUCCCCGUUGCCCCAUACAGGCCGUGCCCUACUCGGCCCCGCUGGUCACGCCUAUGGUGGCCUUCGUACUGCCCAACUACAUGUUCCCCCAGAUGGGGGCCGCGCCACGGCAGCCCUUUUACCCAGAGCAGCCGGCUUUCCCGCCGCAGGGUGCCUUUCAGGGACAGGCGUCCUUCCCCGCUCAAGCCUCUUUCCCCAGCCAGCCCGCCUUCCCGUUUCAGACACAGUUUGUAGCCCAGCCCCCUUUCCCCUCCCAGGCACCGUUCCCUGCCCAGCCCUUCAACUACAGCGUGCCCAGCGAGCCCCCGAAAGCCUCCGGGCCUGAGCCGCGGGAGGGCCUGUCGCGCUCCUCCACUCCCCUCUCCGGCGCCCGGGACCAGGCCUCGCCCCCUCUCUUUGAGUCCCGCUGCAGCUCGCCCCUGCAGCUCAAUCUUUUGCAGCUGGAGGAGACGACCAGGUCUGUGGAGAGGCAAGACAGCUCGGCGCCCCCUGCUGGAGCCCAGGGGAGCAGCCCGGGGGAAAAAGGAAGCGCAAGCAGUGCCGCCAAACCAGACAAGGAGCUGCAGCAGCGGUCACUCGGUCUUCCUGCGCUAGUAAGCGCGUGUGGAGCGUCCGCCUGUGGCCUCAGUGCUCGAGGGUCCUUUAAUUCCAAGGACACACACAGGGGUGUGGGUUUAUCAAGGUUAAAGUCGGAGGACAGUCUGGCUUGGAAUAAAGGGUGCUCUAGACUCGAUUGUUGCAUCGAUGAGGUGGGCUCCCCAGGUGAGGGUCAGCACAGCGACGCCCACUCGUCCUCCAUUGACCUGCUGGACAUCCUGCUGCAGGAGGACUCCCGCUCUGGCACUGGUUCCGCCACGUCCGGCUCGCUGGGGUCCGGGUCCCACGGCUGCAGCACCUCGGCCAGCGGCGUAGGGAGCAGCCAAACCAGCAACACCAGCAAGUACUUCGGCAGCAUCGACUCGUCGGAGAACGACCACAAGGCCAAGGCGCGGGCGGAGGCCGAGGUGGAGGAGAGCGAGCACUUCAUCAAGUACGUGCUGCAGGAGCCCAUCUGGCUGCUCAUGGCCAACGCCGACGAGUCCGUCAUGAUGACCUACCAGAUCCCCUCGCGUGAUGUGCAGAAGGUCCUGAAGGAGGACCGGGAGAGGCUGCGGCAGAUGCAGAAGAGCCAGCCGCGCUUCACAGAGGAGCAGAUGAAGGAGCUGGCGGAGGUGCACCCCUGGAUGAGGAGAGGAGGCCUGCCCAAAGUCAUCGACACCAAGGAGUGCUUGUGCUGUAAGGGCGGCUCUUCGUCCCUGAUCGAAGAGGAACUGCCGGACAUGGAUCUGAGAGCCCUGGGGGACACGAGCGAGGAGCCCACUUUCCCGAAAGGUGGCGAGGAACCCCUGCAGGCAGACGCUCGUCCCGGCCCAGACCCCGUCCCCUAGUACCCUCCACCUCCUGCAGGGGGGAGGGAAGGACCUCCGGCAGCCGCUCGGGGCCAUUUGCCCCUCGUAGACGCCUGGCCCAGUCCUGCACCGGGACCACCGCUCAGCCCUGGAGGGCCCGUCUGCAGCAGACGCCAUGUGCAGCUGUGACGCAUUCUGAGGACGUACCCGCUCCUGCGUCCUUCUUCUGACCCUAACGCAGCCCGCCAGCCGGUCUUCACAGGAUGCCUGCUUAGAUGUUAAGGUCCUCCUGGGUUGCUAUAUUUUUUUACAUUUGCUGUCAGAUAUAUUUAAAAAAAA
Molecule: messenger RNA, 4864 nt
Organism: Megalops cyprinoides (Indo-Pacific tarpon)
Lineage: Eukaryota; Metazoa; Chordata; Actinopteri; Elopiformes; Megalopidae
Product: period circadian protein homolog 2-like
Exons: 24
Coding region: 260-4564 (1434 amino acids)
Biological process (GO): negative regulation of transcription by RNA polymerase II; entrainment of circadian clock by photoperiod; circadian regulation of gene expression
Cellular component (GO): nucleus; cytoplasm
Molecular function (GO): transcription cis-regulatory region binding; transcription corepressor binding
Source: RefSeq, a predicted model, not a curated record